AUGGCUUCAGCAUCCAGUAUCGAUGAUGAUAUGAUGGACGUGGUGAAUCGCACCACAAGAUAUCAAAAUUUAUCGGAAGAAGAGAGGAGGCAAAUGGAAGAAAGGUUAGCAAUAUGGUUGGCCGGUGCUGAUGGAGAAGCCGAGGAAAUCAAUGCAUUCGAAGGCGACGACGUCACGGAUCCUGAUUAUGUGCCGACGUUAGAAGAUGCGGCUUCCGAUGCUGAGACUGAGACCGUUAUAGAAACCGAGACUCCAUAUGACGAUGAUGAGGAUUUGGAAUAUUUAUAUGAAGGCGCUGCAGCUGCACCCGAAGCGCUUGAAGCCGUCGAUAUGGACGAGGAGCCUCGUUCGGCGAGCUCGAUUAUUAAAUACCGUUCAAAGGAUGGCAAGCUUUGGUCAAGCGCUCCGCCGUGCACAGGUAGACUUCGUGCGCAUAACUGCGCUAUUGUGGGUCGCGAAGGCCCGGCUCCAGGGAUUAUGCGAUCCCCGGUUUCAAUAUUUAAAUCGAUAAUAACACCGGAAAUCGUUAGUAUAAUUGUGCGUGAAACGAACCGAAAGGCCCAGGAACUAUGCCGCCUGUGGUGUGCCAAGAAUCCUGACCAGACACCGCGAACGUGGACGAAACCUGUAACCGAAAAUGAAAUAUACGCCUUUUUUGGCCUAACUUUGUUUGCCGGCAUAUUCGGGUCAAACAGUCAGCCUGCUCUUGAGUUGUGGGGCAACAACGGAAACCCUAUCUACAGGGCGACGAUGUCUGCACACCGCUAUAAAAUUAUUCUACAAUAUAUUCGAUUCGAUAACGGCAACACGAGACCCGCUCGACUAUUAGAAAGCAAAUCGGCCGCCAUUGACGACAUUUGGAACAUGCUCAUGAGCAACUUGGAGCGUCUAUAUGUUCCGGGUGCCCAGAUAACUAUAGAUGAGCAAUUGUUCCCGUACCGAGGCCACACGCGUUUCACCCAGUAUAUUCCAUCGAAACCAGCAAAAUACGGAAUUAAAGUCUGGUGGAUGUGUGACGCCAAUUCCAAUUACCCACUGAAAGGAAUAAUAUAUGUUGGAAAACAGGCAAAUGAAGCGCGUGCGGUAAAUCAAGGCGAGAAUGUUGUUCUUAAAUUGGUCGAAAAAUACGCCGGUUCUGGACGAACAAUAUAUGCCGAUAAUUUCUUCUCGUCUUUUGAUUUGGCCACGGCUUUGGUGACAAAACGGUUGGCAUAUGUAGGAACCAUGCGCAAAAACAAAGCCUGCAUACCGAAGGAGAUGUUGGAUCCAAAACGAGAUGUAUUCAGUACAGUAUUCGGUUACCACAAUAAUAACAUCGCACUAUGCUCAUACGUGCCAAAAAAGAAAAAAGUUGUGGUUCUCAUCUCGACCGAACAUUACAAUUCCGCCGUCGACUCAUCGAAGCCAUCGAAGAAGCCAUUUCAAAUUCUGGACUACAAUAAGUAUAAAUCCGGAGUGGACACCAUGGAUCAGAUGGUUAGCGGUUACACGUGCAAACGGGGCACAAACCGGUGGCCGUUAGCUCUGUUCUAUAACAUGCUGGACGUGGCGGGCUUGGCUGCAUUUGUCAUUCAUGACAAAUUGGGGCAUGUCAAGAGGACCGACCGAAGACGUGUAUUCCUCAUGGAAUUGGCAGAACAGCUGGUGGUUCCUCACAUGGAGCAAAGAGCAACGAAUCCCAUUGUACGAGGUAUUCAACACGUCAAAGUGGCAAUGGCGUUAUUCGGUGUAGAGGUAGCUGCAGGCCCACCGAUAGAUGAUCAACCAGUCCAUGCCGUUUCCUCUGCAACUCGACCAUCGUGCUCGCUCUGCUAUAAAUUGGAUAAGAAGCAGCGAAAGACUAGAUUUCAUUGCAUGUAUUGCAAAAAACCAGUGUGUCAACAGCAUUCACAUGCCAAGUACGCGUGCGUUGAAUGUCGUGCCUAA
Molecule: messenger RNA, 1926 nt
Organism: Rhagoletis pomonella (apple maggot)
Lineage: Eukaryota; Metazoa; Arthropoda; Insecta; Diptera; Tephritidae
Product: piggyBac transposable element-derived protein 4-like
Exons: 2
Coding region: 1-1926 (641 amino acids)
Source: RefSeq, a predicted model, not a curated record